UAACAUUUGCUUGCCCUGCCGGCUAAUGAGGAUCCCUUGGAACGACAAAAGAUCGAGUUCCUCUACGAAUGGGGGAUCGAUUUAACGACAACGCCAAAACCAAUGCCAACACCAAUACCAUUAACAAAAGCUAAAAAUCCACCGCCACUGCCACUCAACAUUAAAUCCAUCAACCAUCCAUCGCAACACCAUCAACAUCAGCAUCAUCAGCAGCAUCAGCCACCAGCGUCGGCGAUGACGGCGCCGACACAACGCACAUCGGCGACGGCCCAUCAGCAACACGUUGACGCGACAACAACACCAACAGCAACAAGAACACACACACAUGUGCCACAAAUCACACAACAAGCGUCAAUGGGAGCGACGACACAGGCGACGAGCGCCAAGCACACAAGGAGCCCAACGCAACAACAACAACAACAACAACACCAACCGCACCAAUUACACCACCAACGUACAACGCCAACAUCAGCCACAACAACACCAACCAAAAGCAGCACACAACACCAGCAACCGCAACCACAACAUAAAAGACUGACACCAGCUGAAUAUGCGCGAGCGGGCGGCGCCAUAACAACAACAACAACAACGCCAACAACAUCAGCGCCGACGUCGCGGGAACACACACCAACACGCAGCUCACAAUCGCAGUCGCAAUCGCAACACCAUCAUCAACUACAGCGACAAGCAUCAACCACACAACGCCAUCAGCAACAGCAACAACAACAACAACAACAACAAAAAUCACAACAUUCACAACACGAACAGAGGCGCGAACUCGAUCGCAAGGGCUCGCAACGUGAACGUGAUCGCACGAAAGAGCGCGAACACGAACGUCAGCGGGGCUCUGUGCGCGAAGAUGAACGCGAGCGUGAACGUGAGCGAGCACGCGCAUUGGAACAUGAGCGCGAGCGUGACUAUGCUUAUGAGCGUUCGCGUGAUUAUCAGCGCGAGCGCGAGCUAGAGUAUGCACGUGAGCGAGAGUAUGCAGCACGCGAACGCGAAUAUGAGCGUGAGCACUCACAUGGCGCACGCCACAGCGAUUAUGCACGCGAGCGAGAGCGCGACUCCGAACUUCGUGAACACCCACCGCCGCCGCUACCAUCAGCAUCCGCAUCAUCAGCGCACUCACAUCUACUACAACACCAACACCACCGCCAACAACACGAACACCACGAACAACCACAUUACAAUAAAACAAAUUAUAAUUCCGUUUACCAGUAAAAAAAUUUUACGAAAUACGAAUUUGAGAAAUUUUUGCUAACGAAAUUUACCACCAACUACAAUGAAAACAACAACAAUUGCUUGAAAUAUUAAAUAUCUGACGCUCAAUAGCAACAACAACAAUAGCAACAUGGUACAAAACACACUCAGCAUGAAUAGAAUUUUGCUGAAAUUUUGAUAACGUGAAAAAGUUAGCAAAACAGAUGGAUAUAGAAAAUGCAUGAAAUUCGAAGAAAAGAGCAAAUUAUAUUUGAAUUGUGCAAUUGUGUAACUAUCCCGCGUAAAUAAUAGAAAACACUUAGCAAAUGCCCGACAGCAAUAGCCCAAAUAAGUACGCCCACUCUAGCAAGAACUCCUAUAGAUUCCCACCAACAACAAGAACCAUAACUAAAACAACAAUUAUCUGCAUAGCGCCGCCGUUCGUUUCACUUCAAUGCUCCUCACAUUCUAUUGCCACCGCUUUAAAGUUUUAUGCCUUACGCUCUCAUAGAAUCGCUUAAAAUUUCAAUUCCUCAUAGAAGAAAAAAGAAUAAAAAGCUAAAAAAAAAUAUGUUUUGUGUGCUAAAACGGUUAUAAUUUUUAGCUUUUGUACACUGACACGCAAAAUUGUAUUGUUUUGCAAUUUUCAACUCACUCACUCAUACAAGCCACACACACACACAGAGGUACUCAAAAUACUUUAAUAUAUAUACAUUGUAAGGCUCUUUCUGCUUCAGACCUUGAGCUACAUACAUAGAUGUUUGUUGUAGUGUUUUAUUUCGUACUUUUGCUAAAACUGCUUCAAAUGUUUCAUACAUGCACACAGUCGCUGGGUAUAUUUAAAAUAUAUAUACAUAUAUAUUUAUAUAUUUUAGUUUUUCCCCUUUUUAACCUCAAAGUAUAUUAAAUAUCCCAAUUGAAUUGUAAACUCCAAAAAACUAAGGUUUGUAUUCUAGUUUAUCGCAAUUUGGGAUUUUUAGUCAAAUUAUUAUUUUUUCUAUCCUUUUUUAUAUUUUUACGAAUAAAACCUGCAAGUGAAGAAGAACAGGCAAGCGAAAACGAGGAGGAUUUGAAAAAUAUAUGAAGGACAAUUCAAAACUUCUUCCGAUUCCCUGGCUUGCAAUUGCCACUGGUUCGCAAAAGAUUUAAAUAGUGAAUUGUUUAUGGUGAUUAAUAUAUGUAAUUUGCUAGAAAAAUAAGGAUUUUAUUAUCAUUUAGCGGAAUUGUCGAUGCUUAGUCAACCAAGGGAUAAUCCUCUUUUAAUUUGUUCUUAUUUUUUCUCUCGAGUGGGAAAAUGUUUAAAAGUUUUUCUUGCUCGAUAUUUUCUGAUGUAUCAUUAGGACCUCCAGUGUUCUUUGGUCGUAAAGGGUUAAUGCAUUUUUAGUUUUCCUGUCGUGUAAGCAAAUAUAUAAAAAAUGUUGUUUGCUGUUUGAAGGCGAAAAGAUAAAUUUUGCUUUUGGAGUGUCAGUGGGCAUUGGUCGUCGAAGUGUUAAAUAUUUUGUUACUUUUCUCUACAUUUUUCUUUCGGCUAUAAAAUUCGAAAGGAAUUGCUUUUAGCUGCUUGAUAUUUACUGAUAAUAAAAAAGUAGUUUAACCCUUUCGAAAAUCCCUGGUCAUUUGUCAAUUAUACAUAUAUUUAGAAAAAUUUUCAAAAUUUUUUUUAGAACAUUUCCAGUCGUUGGUUGUUAGGGGGUUCGAGAAUUUUUAAAUUUUUCUGGAUUUUUAUUUUUUAUGAAUUUAUUUUUCCUAAUUCAUUAAGAGAAAAGGAUCAACCCUUUGAGGCAUCGCCAUAAAGCCAAGUCGUUGUUUUACUUUUCUGUGAAAUUUGAGAAAACUUGCAAGAAAAACAGGUAAACUAACCCUUUAACCCACUUGUUAAUUUCGGUCAUCAAAUGGUUAACUAUUUUUAAGCGCUUUCUUAAUUUUUUACCGAUUGAGAAAAUAUAAGAAAUAGAAAUUUAAAAAAAUAUUUAAUUAGUUUCUAUAGAAUCUUGAAAUGGCACUUGGUCAUUAAAGUGUUAAUUUGUUUUAACUUUUUUAUUGUUGUUUUUAUUGUUACAUAUUAUAUUUUUAGUUUUUACUUCUUUCCUUAAUUUGUUUGUCUAGAACGAAAGAAACCUAAAUAUACAAACUUUUGAAUCAAUAGUUUAGUUUGGCUUACCCCUGCACUGUGUACCGCUUUGCUUUAUUAAAUGCAAACAUUUUCGGAAAGUAUUCGUAUCAAUAAAACACUGCCACAAAAUAAACAAGAAGCAAACAAUUUACACUUUUGCACGUAUGAGUAUCUCAAAUAUACCAAAAACUGAUAAAAACCAAACCAAACAAGACACAGAAGCAA
Messenger RNA from Rhagoletis pomonella (apple maggot), 3541 nucleotides. Its product is annotated as ras-interacting protein RIP3-like. The record is from RefSeq and is a predicted model, not a curated record. The coding region runs from base 103 to 1224 and encodes 373 amino acids. The transcript has a single exon. Lineage: Eukaryota; Metazoa; Arthropoda; Insecta; Diptera; Tephritidae.